Oreochromis aureus is the source of this 4724-nucleotide messenger RNA. Its product is annotated as APC membrane recruitment protein 2. The coding region runs from base 488 to 3706 and encodes 1072 amino acids. Gene Ontology annotation, biological process: regulation of canonical Wnt signaling pathway. Gene Ontology annotation, cellular component: plasma membrane. The record is from RefSeq and is a predicted model, not a curated record. The transcript has a single exon. Lineage: Eukaryota; Metazoa; Chordata; Actinopteri; Cichliformes; Cichlidae. Gene Ontology annotation, molecular function: beta-catenin binding; phosphatidylinositol-4,5-bisphosphate binding.
UAGAGGUAGCGCUGCCCUAAUCUGGAUGAGAAGUUUUAUAUAAAGCCAGAUCAUUCAGAAUUGAAAAUGUGGCCCUAUUAAUGGAGCAUUUGUCUUUGCUGUUUAUAUAAACAGAGUCAUCAGACAGGAAGAGAGGAAGAGAAAGCUAUGUUCAGGGUGGGUUGAUGACAGCCCCUGGCUCUGCAUUGCUGACGAAAGCUGCUUAGCCCCUCAGUUGCUAUGGCAACCAGGGAGGGCAGCCAGAGAAAAAUGAGUCAAAGGGGAGGGGCUUUUGAGGGAGAAAUAGAGGAGAAAGGGCUGGAUGGGAAAGACAGACGGAGGGAGGGAUACGGACAACUGAUAAAGAAACACUGAGAGCAGCGGAGGUAGCGCAAGGCUACACACGGAGAAAAAGGUCUGGAUAUAAAUGCUCCAUCACUGGCUGGGGAAUAAAAUCUGCAGCAGCUGACAGGAGGAUACAAAAACAAAAGGGGGACGCAGAGAGAAGAUGGACGUACAAACGGAGAACAUGGACCCCCCACCUUGUGAAUCGCAGCCAAGUGGAAAAAUCAGAAAAGGAUUCAAGCUGUUUGGCAAACGCAAGCCAGGUAACAUCUUUUCUAUUCGAAGCAAAGGGGAUGGAAACAACAAGUCACCUGUUCACAGGAGCAAAACACUAGAUGGAUUAUCAGAGAGUCCUGCGCCAGAUUCUGAGCAGGAGCCGGACAAGGAAAAGGGACAGGAGGUGAGCGAGGCAGAGAAGGAGCAGGCAGAGGAGGAGCCACUCGGCGAAGAUGGCGUUCUGGCUGCCGCCCCUGCUCGCAACUCCGUUUCUUCAGCCAGCUCAGCCAAGUCUCUCAGCUUCCUGUCACUGCUGAGGGGUGGCAGGAGGGGAGUGGGGGACCGCCGAGUCCACACCGUGUCCCAGCCGGUGGGUCGCCAGCGUCGUGGGCUGAAGGGUCUCUUUGGAAAUGUUAAGUUCAAAUCGAAAGAUAAAGAGGAGAAAGAGGAGCUCCCUCCUAGUCCGCUCCUCAUGUCAUCCCGUGCCAACAGUGUUGAAAUCAUCAAAGAGGACCUCACCCUCACACCCAAAUCCCAGCCUCGCUCUCUGGACAGCCCUGAAACAGAGAGGCGUGAGCACGGCAAGAGCGCAACAACUCUGGACAGUGCAACCCCGUCCCCACCAGAGACCGUAACUUCCCAGGUAACAACAAGCAGUGUGAGUAAAACUCAUGAAAAUGUAGCGCCGUCGCCCACCUCUGAGCCACCACUGGUGCCUGGGGACACCAGCCUGAGCUCGCUGCUUGCGGACAUCUCGUCUCUCCUGACUUUUGACUCCAUCACAGGGGGUGGGGAUAUCAUGGCUGAUGUGGAAGCAGAGUGGGGGAAAGCGAGCAGUGCUAUCAGCGCUGUGGUGACUGAGGUAACGCCGACAUCCACAUCUCCCUUCUCCAAACCCACUAUCUCCUCUCCGCUGAGUCCCACAACAGUCAGCACUGCUUCCACAGCAAAACCUUCUCCUGUAGCCGUCCCCACUGCCACUUCACCCCAAACCUUUACUUCACUGUCGAAGGCAACUACAACCUCUUCUCCCAUUUCCAAGCCAAGCACCACCCCCACCACAACUUUCACCAAAUCUUCCACUCUGACAUCUCCCUCAGUCAAACUGAGCUCAGACUCUACUCCAGCCUCUGAGCCUUCUGCCAGCGCUAAAACCAUCACAGCUCCGGCGCCAACUACAACAAAACCCUCAGCGUUUCCUGUAACUUCAACAAACCUUUCAGCUCCAACGUCUUCCUUUUUGAUUACAAGUAAAUCUACAGUGAUGUCCACCUCUACAGCGACCACAGCUCCUCCAAACACCCCAGCCUCUGUAGUAAAGGCUCCCUCAGUUAGUCCAGUUCUUACCUCUACAGCUAGCAAACUGGCUUCACAGACUGUACUGCCUCCUCAAACUACUACUUCUGUAAGUAAACCCAGUCUUGUAGCUACUUCACCCCCCGUCUCCACCAAACCCCCAUCAAUAACCCACAGCCCACCCAUCCCUGUUGCUAUCUCCCAGCCUCCCCCUGCUAAGUCAGAUUCAAUUAGCACUUCCUGCAAACCUUCUCUAAGCUCAGUUGCAGUAGACUCUAAACCCCCAGUGACAGUAUCACCAGCCUGCACAGUUACAGCAAAACCAUCUUCUCCUGACCCGGGUAUUCUCUCUAAAACAACAGCUCCCACAUCAGCUGCAACCUCAGCCUCUGCAUCUGGGGCCCUUUUCAAGCCUACACUCACCUCUACCCUCACAGAACAAAAUAAAAGCCCUCCCUCACAUGUAACUGCUCCUGAUAUCUGUCCUCCCACAGCUAAAACCCAACCCAGCCCUGCAUCUAUCACAACUCCAGCUUCACUUUCUUCAGCUAAGCUUCCUCCUGCGACUAAACCCACCUCUGCCCCAGUCUUGUUAGAUAAGACGCCCCCUACUCCCACACCAAUUCCAGCACCUGCCACUCACGCAGCAGUUUCUACAGCAUCUACUGCUCUGGGUCAUAUUCCAGUUUCUUUAUCUAAAGAUCAGCCUGCUCCUGCUCAACCGCAAAUUUACCAAUUUAAAACCCCUCCUGCCCCUGUUCAAGUCCCAGUUUCUAUCUCUAAAGAUCAGCCUGCUCCAGCUCAAAAGGAGCCUGCUCAAUCUAAAGCCCCUCCUGCCCCUGUUGAGGUUCCACUUUCUGUCUGUAAAGAUGAGCCUGCUCCAGCUCAGAAGGAGGCGCCUCAAUCUAAAACCCCUCCUGCCCCAGCUCAGCCCCCAGUUACUGUAUAUAAAGAUCUGCCCGCUCCAGCUCAAAAAGAAGUCCCUCAAUCCAAACCCCCUCCCGCCCCUGUUCAAAUCCCAGCAUCUGCAUGUAAAGAUCCACCUGCUCCAGCUCAACAGGAGGUUUUUCAAUCGAAACCUCCACCUGCCCUGGCUAAAAUCCCAGUUUCUGUAUCUACUGACUCUCCUGCCCCAAUUUCUGUACCCAAACCGCUUUCUGCUUCUGGUCAGAUUCCAGUUUCUCAACCAAAAGCCCAUCCUGUACCUCCUGGUGCUCCUUGCCCUGUCACUUCUCUUCCCCCUACCCCUAAACCUCAACCAAGUGAAGCUCCAGCCUCUGCUAAGCCUAGUGGAAGUGGACUAGCAACAGUGGAUAGCCAAUUGGCUAGUCCAAAUGGCACGAAUGGGGAGGGUGUGCAGACUGCACCGUGUAAAACCGAAGAACCGCAUAAGGAGUCGCGAACAAGCCUCCAAGAGCCGCCCAGAGAAAAGAGAACACAAGCCAAAGCAUCAGGGCUGAGCAAAAUCCCUGUCGUAGGAGGAAGCAGAGUGGGCAGGCUACCUGUCCGGGACAGCCAGCAACAUGCUGAUGAGGAAUCAAACAGAAAUCCGCCUACACCCGUGCUAGAAGAAGAAAGACCCCAUUUUAACUCACAUGAUGCAGGAAACAAAGAUAAAAUCAGUGCUGCAGAAGCCACCUCAAAACACACCCAGGAGGACAGUCAGCACCCCCAACACCAGAAAGUUCUCACCAGUUCAGCGCGUGACUCAAAGAUCCCCGUGAAGCACGGUGCACAGACUCACACUGCCUCCCAAGUCCCUCAAACUAAAGAACCCCCUCGCACUAAGAUACCCGUGUCCAAGGUUCCUGUCCGCAGAGCUGGUACUAAACCUGCAGCCACAGGUGGCAGCGCCCAGAUGAGGAAAUAAGACAGUGGACUGAAUCAGUCGACUGCAGAUUACUGCUCUGACUGCAGUGGACUGAAUCAGUCGACUGCAGAUUACUGCUCUGACUGCAACUUUUUUCCAACAUCACAAUUUUUUAAACUUUGCAUUCUAUACUGUAAAUCCUGGCUGGUCUUUCUGUCAUCUCUUGGCUUCACUACUUCAUAAGCAACAGGAACAGAGUCAAGGAAACUGACAGCACUCAAGCACAAAACAUCCCCGUGGGCAGCUGAAGCGACAAGCCCGGCUCUUCGGUGCUGAGCCACCUUAGACAUGCACUCAGGAAAGGUUCGGGGUCACACCUGAACACAAAGCAGCAUCAGUAACAAAGGAUGAGCGAGAUAAAAGGUCGUCUGGGAACAUAGUCUGUCUCUCUCACACACACACACCCUUUCACACAACAUGGGCGAGUGCCUUUUUGAGGGUGCUUUUCCUACAGACUGUCAGAAUUUUUUCAGUCUUUUCUACAGUACUUUUAACUUUUGUUACUCCCACUUUUUGUAGGAACCUUCAAGUCUUUUUUGUCUUUCUUUUCAGCAAGUCUCUUUGAUAAUAACCAAUCCCUUUACCUAUUAUUUAUGCCAGGAGAUGAACCGCAGGAGCUCUAUAGAUAAAUGCAACAACCAAAUUUUACAUUCCACACCUUUCUCUGGAUGUAUGUAGCAGAAAAAAACAUGCCAUGAAGUUUUUGCACAAUAUGUUGAACUGUACAGCGCCCGUGUGUCCGCCUGCUCAUAUGUAACAUACUCAGAUCUCACUGUGAACUAUGGGAGGGGCUGUGGUUUGAAAGAGUGGAAAUUACUCCUCGCAAUGAAAUUGACAGUGGAGAGCAGCCAUUAAAAAUGGCAUUGUGGACAGAAAGGAUGGUGGGAUGAGAUCUCCAGCUCAUGAACUGGCACAUCUUUAUUCCUGUCCCAGUUAUACUCGGAUGAGAACAGCAUCUCUGUGUAGAGACUCAUCUAUGUUGUCCUGUUUCCUAUUUAAUCAAUAAAACAGUAUGAGU